This is a messenger RNA of Prionailurus viverrinus (fishing cat), 5831 nucleotides long. It is a transcript of the gene FBXW8, whose product is annotated as F-box and WD repeat domain containing 8. The record is from RefSeq and is a predicted model, not a curated record. NCBI's taxonomy places the organism in Eukaryota, Metazoa, Chordata, Mammalia, Carnivora, Felidae. Gene Ontology annotation, biological process: protein ubiquitination; cilium assembly. Gene Ontology annotation, molecular function: protein binding. The transcript is spliced from 11 exons. Bases 3791 to 5260 code for a protein of 489 amino acids. Gene Ontology annotation, cellular component: centriole; ciliary basal body; Cul7-RING ubiquitin ligase complex.
CAUGACCUGAGCCGAGAUCUAGAGUCGGAUGCUUAACCGACUGAGCCACCCAGGCGCCCCAGAUCCCAGUUUAAACUGCGACUUUGAAGGCAGAGCUCCCGCCUCUCUUGCCUCCCACCGGCUUCUUUUGCUGCCACGCCAAGCGCUCGCUCCCGGUCCUUCAGAUUGGCAUUUUCUGCCUCCGUCCCUUGCCAGAGUGCCCAGCCGAAUCCUACCAGUAGGUGGUGAAUGAGAAUUGUCCUUGAAGUUGGAAAGCCUGUUUAAAAAAAAAAAAAGUCCCUCGGACCUUAGUCGUGUGUCGGCUGUGUGCAAGGCAGCGUGCCGCUUAGACCGUGCAGUGUUACGUUUCUGUCGCCACGCAUGCAGUCGACAGAAACCUAAACAUUUUUUGCCCUUUCUCCUCAAGAGGCACGGGGAUUAGGUUAAAUGUGAAGAGAUAACUUGGCUUUUUGUGGACUGUUCUGGAGCUUAACCACUCCUUGCCCGGCUUCUUUGGAGAAAUGCUUCUCAAGUUCUAAAUAGCUGACUUCCUAAUGAACUUUGGAAUACCUUCGGGGACCGUUUAUGUUGCCUUUCGUAGUCGCCUGUUUUGAUGCUGUUCCAUGGGACGAUGACUUCUCUCUCUCAAAGAUUUGAGCCGUAUGAGUGUAGACAUCCUUUCUUAACACAUUUGCCACCAGCACCUGGGAUGGCCCUGAUUCCAGAUAGUGUUUUGAACACCGAGCACCUUGUUUCAAAAGUGUGUUGCUUUGCUGUGUCUGUGAAAAUACCACAAACUUAUUGUAAAAAUACUUGGGGAUUUCAGAAGAAGAAGAAAACAAAUCCUGUAAUGCCGUUGCUCAAAGGCGACUACUGCUGCUAACAUUUAUUUGGUGUACUUUGGGCAUUUUUUUUUUUUUUUUUGGUACGAAUAAGAAUUUGUAUUUCAAGACCACUGUGGGAUUGUGAACAAAUGCCUAUUUAUCUGGACGGCGUUUCAGACCCUGUUUCUUUUUUUGGAAGAAGACCCGGGUGAACCCAGCACUCCUCUGUUCUGGUUGGGAUUGUGUGGUCCUGCCGUACUCCACGUUUGCAGGAGGCAGAGAAUGGAGAGAAAUUCCUUUAGAAAAGUGUCCUGUCAGCCACAGAUGGAGCAGAAAUACUACUAUGUCUGUUGUGUGUCUGAGGUGUUCUUCUCUGUUCCUUUGGACACCACCUAGAGAGAUCUGGAGUGUUCUGUUUGCCCUGGAGAUGUCCACUGGGGACAAACGUGGAGUCCGUUUCUUCACUUCUCACUGAUUUUGGCUCUUAAUAAUUACCCCUUCUUCUUCUAAACCAGAGAAGACAGAUUAAAUUUCUAACAGUAAGGCACAAAACCAAUCCAUUUACAGAAUUAGUCUUACAUUAGCACAUAGGAGUACAAAUCAGCCUCCCCUGGGAUGGAUCUGUUUGCAAUUUCUUUUAGCAUUUUUGGAGGAAGUCCAGUAGACUUUGGGAAAAUCUACUGUUCACUGACUUUGAAUUAACAAAGUAACAUGAGCCCUUUGUGGGGUUUGUGUGGGUUUUCUUUUCUUUUCUUUUUCUUUUUCUUUUUCUUUUUUUUUUUUUGCUUGAGUGGAAAAGGAUUGUUUUUAAUCCACCUAUGAUUUAGGGUUGUGGUUUUCAACUUCUAGUGUGCAUGAGGAUCCCUGAGGAAGAGCUACUCGAGCCUCACCCCUGGAAAUUUGGAGUAAUAGGCAAUUUGGGGCAUUUUUUUUUUUAACUCUACAGAUGGUCUUGAUAUGUAAUACAGGACAAGAGUCACCUUAGUGGUAAAGAAUCAAUAUUUGAGCCAUAAAGAGUUAAAAGCCCAGUUGUGUUUUAUCCACAUGAUGUUUUUCCUCAAAUUCGAAACCAUGUUAAUACAUCAAUAUAUUAGUUUUCUGUAGCAUUAUUGGCCAUUGUCAUGUUGCUUGGGCUAUAAAAUUAAUGGGAAGUGAUUCUCUCUAAACAUUGUAGUCCUGUGGCCCUUUUUGUAAUGUGACCAGUUUUCCACGUUAAUAUUUCUUCAUUCUUGGGAUAUCUCUGUUUCUGAAAUGUCAACUUGUCCCUUUCCAUGUUUGAAAGUUCAUAUAGAUACAAAAUUGGUUCAUGUGGCCUAUAACUUUUCAGAUGGCUGUGUGUUUCAGAAAGGCCUAGGUGGAAAUCUCCUAGCAUCCUUUAUAUUAUAAGGUAUUUCUCUGCAUACUGGUAGCAAAUGGUGUUUUUUUACUUCUGUUUCUAAACUGUGGGAAGUGCCAGAUGGGAGUGCUUAAGUCCUGGUAGGUUGUGUGUAGUUAGUGGGCUAGUACCUCUGUCCAGGAUGUGGCUCCACAUCCUUGUCAAAUCCUGGAUUCCUAGAAGAGAAUUGCAUUUUCAACCACAGGGUCAAACAUGCUUCUAACUCUCAAUCUUUGGUAAGGUGUUUCCCAAGUGAUGGGUUACUAAUAACAAAGCGACAGUUAUGAGUGACUUAUUUAACCUUGAAUCCACUCUGGAUUGUUUUGUCUUUUGGGUGUCAUAAUGUCCCUAUAACUUCAUUCCACUUCCUCGAGUGGAGGAAAGGGAAGUGGGUUAGCUAGGCUCCUGUCUCCACAGUUGUGCAGCAGAGCCUUUGGGAAUGUGCUCAGUACAGGACUGUCCUGGAUCACAUCUGCUGCUUUGGGAAAACAGGUUGGAUUUUUCGCGAAACAGAUUCUGGGUUGGAGAUCUGCGGGCAGGCAGUUGAGCAGGUUGGCCUUUCCCAGAAGUCCCGAACUGAGGCAAGGGGGCCAAGCAUUUGUCCCUAGGUAUUGACUGGUCACUGGAUGUGGGCUCCAGGAGGGGAUGUAGCCUUGGACAAGACAGCUUGUUUGACCAAGGGCGGUGCCUAGGAAGGGACUCUGCUGUCAGGCUGAGCCAGUGAGCCAUGAGCAGGAAGCAUUGUGCCCAUCUGGGGGAAUGGGUGUUAGGGACCCACAGGUAGAGUCUGAGUGACCCCUGCAGCAUCCACUACACGGACUGGUGAUAAAAAUAUCUUGCCAAAAAGAUUCCAAGUGUGCAGCCUGAAACUUCAGCCUUCGAUCUCCUGACCUUGUGGGUCUCCGUAGGUCUUGAGAGGUGGACCUUCCUUUAGCACAUCGGUUUCUUUCCUUCCCUGCCAUUCCCCAACCAGUGGUAGCAACAGGGAGGGUUGUUCACAUGAGUCUGGAAUCUGAUCUGUUGAGGGUUGACAGUCAUUUUGGAGUUUAGACGUUGUAAUUCUCGGGGCACAGUGAUUUUUAAGAAGUGUGGCUUUGUAAUGUUUGUGUUUACAUAAUUAUAAUUCAUUGCUGUGAAGUUCACUUCUCAAGACGCAUCAUCACUGGUACAUUAACAGUGAGACCAGCAUGGCAUCUCAGCUAAUUUGUUGGCGUGAGGGACAUUACACCCCUGACUGGUCAUCUGCUCUCGCUGGUGGCUACACUGUUGUCUUCCACUGUGCACUAAAGCAAAUCCUUCUUUGGUUAUUACUGUGGUGUAACCUUUUAAAAUUGGUGAUUCUCUUGGAAAGUUUCUCUGGAAAAAGACCUGUUGUAUGGACACUCCCAUCGUUCAGACUCCCGAAUACUUCAUGUCCACGUGCCUUCCCCUCUCCACUGUUGCCAGCUGUCCUUUGCUUCUGGUAGGACAGGGGAAGACCGCUUUUCUGUGUAAACAGCACGUAGAGGAGCCCCAUGGAAUGUGGACCUAAUCGGCCAAUACUUGUUGAAGGGGAAGAAGAGAGCUGGGCUGCCACUCCAGGAAGGAAGAUGGCAGUAUUAAUCAGAAUGAGAUGGAUGACGUGCCCUUCUUUGACAUCCAGCUGCCUUACGAGCUGGCAAUCAACAUAUUUCAGUAUCUGGACAGGAAAGACCUGGGAAGGUGUGCACAGGUGAGCAAGACGUGGAAGGUGAUUGCCGAAGACGAAGUGCUUUGGUACCGGCUGUGCCGGCAGGAAGGGCACCUUCCCGAGAGCAGCAUCUCUGAUUACUCGUGCUGGAAGCUCAUCUUCCAAGAGUGCCGAGCCAAGGAACACAUGUUAAGAACCAACUGGAAGAAUCGCAAAGGUGCCGUGAGCGAACUGGAGCACGUUCCCGAUGCGGUUUUGUGUGACGUGCAUUCCCAUGACGGCGUUGUCAUUGCCGGAUAUACAUCAGGGGACGUAAGGGUGUGGGACACCCGCACCUGGGACUACACAGCCCCUUUCCUGGACUCAGAGUAUGAGGAGGACGAGCCUGGAAUGCAGCCAUAUGUCUCCUUUGUGAGGAUAAACAGCUCGCUGGCGGUAGCGGCUUAUGAGGAUGGGUUUCUUAAUAUCUGGGAUCUAAGGACCGGAAAGUAUCCCAUCCAUCGUUUUGAGCAUGACGCAAGAAUACAGGCACUAGCCCUCAGCCAGGAAGAUGCAACGGUUGCCACAGCUUCCGCUUUUGAUGUUGUAAUGUUGCGCCCCAACGACGAGGGCUACUGGCAAAUCGCGGCAGAGUUCGAAGUUCAGAAACUGGUUGACUACCUUGAAAUCGUUCCAGAUACCGGAAGGUAUCCUGUGGCAGUGGCCACAGCUGGAGAUCUGGUAUACCUGCUGAAAGCUGAAGACUCUGCCAGAACCCUCCAUUACGUCUAUGGCCAGCCGGUCACGUGUCUGGAUGUCUCAGCCAACCAGGCUGCUUUUGGUGUGAAGAGUCUGGGAUGGGUAUACGAAGGAAACAAGAUCCUGGUGUACAGCCUGGAGGCAGAGCGCUGCCUCUCGAAGCUGGGUAACGCGCUCGGGGAUUUCACUUGCGUCAACCUCAGAGACAGCCCUCCCAACCUCAUGGUCAGUGGCAACAUGGACAGGAGGGUGAGGAUCCAUGACUUCCGCACUGACAAAAUCGCCCUGUCGCUCUCCGCCCACCAACUGGGCGUCUCUGCAGUGCAGAUGGACGACUGGAAAAUCGUCAGUGGAGGCGAAGAAGGCCUGGUCUCGGUGUGGGACUAUCGGAUGAACCAGAAGCUGUGGGAGGUGCAUUCCAGGCACCCCGUCCGCCACCUGUCCUUCAACAGCCACAGCCUCAUCACGGCCAACGUGCCCUACGAGAGGGUGGUGCGCAACACUGACCUGGACUUCACGGCCCACAGGAGGCACCGCGGGCUGAUCCACGCCUACGAGUUCGCGGUGGACCGGCUGGCCUUGCAGAGCACGCUGCCCGUCUGCCGUUCGUCCGCGGACCCCACGGCCGGCCACGGCUAUGCCCUCGCGCUCGCCUUCCCCCAGGACCGGAGUUAGGCGCGAGCCUCCCUGCGGAGUGGGAAGAACCAUGCCUGCCGGAUUUGGAAACUGCCGGGGGAAGAACACGACCCCCGGGUGCACUCGUCUGACCCCUACUUGCCUCGGCUGCCUUUGCCUUCCUCCGCUGCCUGUUCGUUUUUCUGUAGCUGCCUGUGGAAAGCGGGAGCCUGUCACGGCUUGUCUCGUCUGUUUUCUGGGUGCUCUGGUCCUCUUCUGGGGCUUUCUUACCACUCACACUGCACCUCCUCCCCCCACCCCUCCACGUCCACCCUGACCCCAUCCGGGCCCCUCUGUCCGGAUACCGUGUGGACCUCCCCCCACGUCUUUACAGUCCAGGGCCCUGCUCACCUGCUGCCGCCAUCGUUCCGGUCUUCAAGCCCUUUCUCCAGGGGCAGGGGGAGGGGAGGUGCCUGAGCUGACACGGCCCCACCUCCCCUGGACCCGAGAGCACAUACUCACUCGGGCUGGUCUGUGAUGCCACCACCCGGUGUAGACUUGGGAUCACAGGCCUGUUUCCUCCUAGUUCUUAACCAUGAUUCAUAAUUAUAUAUUUAUACAAUUGCAUUAA